Dreissena polymorpha is the source of this 5034-nucleotide messenger RNA. RefSeq lists its product as uncharacterized. The record is from RefSeq and is a predicted model, not a curated record. The transcript is spliced from 16 exons. The coding region runs from base 3248 to 4168 and encodes 306 amino acids. Gene Ontology annotation, biological process: cell-matrix adhesion. NCBI's taxonomy places the organism in Eukaryota, Metazoa, Mollusca, Bivalvia, Myida, Dreissenidae.
AACGUUUCGAAUGGGCAAAUAGCGUCAUACAAUGACGCGUCGAGGACGUUAACAAUUCGAUAUCAUAAUGAUAUUGAUAACCCAGCCUAUAUUCAAUACAUAUGUGGAAACGACGGAAUAUGGAAUAAAACUGCCGAAUAUGAUUCUGACCCAUGUGCUAGAUCAACACUCAACUGCACUCAAACCUCGGGAUGUACACUGGAUAGGGACAAUGAGCCUACUUGCUUCUGUAAUGCAGGAUUUACUUUUAAUAAAACAGCAGGACAAUGUCAAGCUGCUUACCGGGAUAACAGCUGGUAGACAGGGUCUCAUGUGAACUAUGUGAGGUGCCAAACUGGGGUUUGAACUGUUCACAAACGUGCGACUGUACCGGACGAGGUGCCGAGAGAUGCGAUCCCUUCAGAGGCUGCAUGUGUUCCAAUGGUUGGACAGGAAGUUCCUGUGAUGAUGACGUUGACGAGUGCAAUGAGCGUCCUGGAGUCUGCGAGGAUGCCAGGAGGUCCUGUAGUAACAACAUGGGCUCGUUCAGCUGUGAUUGUUUGCAAGGAUACGAGGAAGAUGCUAGCGGAUAUUGCCGAGACAUAAACGAAUGUUCGGAUCCACAGUUGAACGAGUGUACCCAGACGUGUUUGAAUGCAGAAGUAAGCUACACAUGUGGAUGUAAAUCAGGCUACAAAGAAGUCAACUUUACACAUUGUUCUGGUAUAUACUCGAGCAUCUAUAUACGAAACUUGAUUGUGGUCGGGAUCAUUUUCUAGUGACCUCAUGUCACAGAAUAUAGAUGACUGCAAUCUGGCCGUGUGAAAACAAUCCAGGAUAUUACAACUGUUAUUGCUAUUUCGGAUACAGACUCAACGACGACAUGGAGACAUGUAGUAAAGUGAAAGACUAUUGCAAAGAACUCCACAAUCUGACAUGAACCGGCUACUGUGAGGUACAAGGCAACUGUGAGGUACAAGGCAAUGUUCCAUCUUGCCAGUGCCCGCAAGGCUUUAAACUUGACUCUGACUUUUACAGACAUCAACGAAUGUGAGGAGGAAAACAACUUGUUCCGGACGAGCAACGUGUUAAAAUACCGUUGGUUCAUAUGUAUGUGAAUGUCCUGUCGGUAUGAUGCUGCAAAAUGACAAACGGCAAUAUGAAGGCUGCGUGUGUGACCCGGGCUGGACAGGGGUAAGUUGCGACGUUGAUGUCGACGACUGCAGGGAAAACAAAGUAGUCUGCAUUGAGCCAAAUACCCAUUGCCUGAACACGCCUGGCAGCGCCUCUUGCGUCUGCCAAAAUGGUUUCAAGAAAAACAUAGAAUCGGAAAUGUGCGAAGGUUAGGACAAAAGCAAAGUUGUGUUAUGUGGUUCUUAUAUAUUUAGAUCUUCCUUACACCAAGUGUCUUUUAAAUGUAUGUAGAAUUAUGGACUCUCAAUCAGUGUUUAAGAGUAAUCAUACAAUUACGUUUUCACAAUAUUAUGCAUAAAAAUAAGAAAAUAAAGUUUAGAUGGCAAAAAAAAACGUACGUCUAGAACUAAUGUAAAGAUAGAGUUAGUGUGAUUGUGUACUUAAAUUUAUCCAACGAGUGAAGAAAGGCUUGCAUGGCGAGGCUUGCCGAGCCUUGUAAGCCUUUCUAAGACGAGUGGGAUAAAUUUGAGUACACAAUCACACUUACAUAGUAUUCUUUUUAUCCUACAAAAAAUGUUACCUGUUUUUUCUGUUUAUCAUACCUCUUCGUUCCCGAUUUUACCGGGAAAGAAUACGACUUUUGUCGUUUGACGUGUUAAUAAUGACGUCACGAGCACGCGCGAUUAAUAUUGGUAAAAAAUGUUUUUUGCUGUUUGUGUUGCAUUUUGUGUUUAAAAUAUAUUACAUCUUGGUAUUUAAUUGUUUGUUUUGUGGAAUCUGAUUCGAUUUUACUAAAAAUGAAUACUUUAUAAUUGAUUCCGAGAAAUAUUACCUUCCUCCACACAUGACCAGGUGUGGGAUAAACAUAGGUGUGGGAUAUACCUUAUCUUUUCUUUAUGGGUCGUAUUGUGUUCUAUAAUAGCAUUAGCUGUAGGAUACAACUUCUUACUUUUGUUAACCAAAAUUUCAAAUGCGUACACAGUCGGUUGGUUUUCUCCUACCUACAGCAACAGACUGAAGAAAAUAUUAUAUUUUGUUUACAUGUGAACGAAUGUCAAGCUGCUGACCAGAACGUAUGUGAUCAGAUUUUUAUCAAUACACCGGGAAGUUUCCAGUGUAGCUGCAGAACAGGUUUUGUUGUGAGGAAUAGAACGUGUUCAGAUAUAAACGAGUGCCUGGGAAACAACAACUGUCAACAACAAUGCGUCAACACUAUCGGUAGCUUUAGAUGCUUUUAUGGAGCGUGAUUUGUCCUUGAUCUUACGGACCGAAAUUCUUGCAUAGCGUGUCUUCAAGGUCUAUUCGGUAUAAGCUGUACGAGUACGUGUUUGUGUGAUAUGACAACAUACAUCCGUGUGCAACACAGUGAACGGAAACUGCACGUGUGUCGCAGGCUGGAUUGGUUCUACAUGUAAUACAGAUGUCGACAAGUGUGCGUCAGCUGAUGGCUUCACAUGCCCAGCACACUCGACAUGCGUAAAUACACGUGGUAGUUACGAGUGUCAUUGUAAUCUGGGUUUCAAAUCGAGCAGUAAACUAGAUAGCUGUACAGCUGACAUCGGAGGACAAUGUACCGAUGCAAGAAUGUGUCGGACAAUCAAUGCAAUUUGUGAGAACAACGCAUGCGCAUAUAUGUCUGGUGUGGAAGACAAACGGACCUGCACAUGCGACAUCAGUAAGAAUGUAUUGACACCCUAAGCAGCAACAUUUAUUAUCAGUAAUCAGGCUUAUCAGUUGCAUAGUUAUUUGAUAUGGUGUAUUUAUUUGCAUUGAGCCAUCACAUGUUGCAAUAGACUCCUCCACUGCGAAAACUGCGGUGAUUAAUAUGUUCAUUUUACUCGAAAAAUUAUUUGAACGAAAUAUGUUUUUGUGUGCUUGUUUAAUACUCACUGGUUACUGAAAAUUAAGGUACGAAUACACAAAUAAAUUAUUAUUGAUUCAACCUAUGUUUCAUGUUUACACAAACUCAUGGUGAGAAUGCAGUUUACUUUAAACAAUAAAAGUAGCUGUACGCGUGUUGUUUUUGUAAUUUCCAAUUCUGCCAUUCGGGCAAGACGCAGGGGAUACAAGUCUUGGUCAUGACCUAUGCAGUGAACAAAUUGUCUUCCCACCUGCGAUUCCAGUCUUCAACAAAAUGAGGCGGUCAAUGCAUGUUUGCAGGAGAGGGCUCAUAAGUUUUGAUGCAAAGUAUCUCUCUGAAAAGCCUAAAUUGGCUUUGGAUGAGAAAGCAAAUAUCAACUUUCCAGUUGUGGCGGCAUACUUUACAGAAAUCUAUUUGGACCAUUUAUCCACAAUCACGUUUAGAACAUAUGAUGUCCUUAAAGAUUACCCAUUUACACCUAAAGUGGCGGAAGAAUUACGAUUCCUUGAAAGUGUAAUCAAGCGUGUCGAAAAUAUAUCAGCAUUCGACACAAGUUUUGUUUUGAUAGCAACAUGGAAUAAUGUUAAACCAUCAUUUAAUCCGUAUAAUACAGCAACGUUUCAACUGAUUAUAAUUUCAAGCGGCGAACAGACCAUUUCUUUUACAAUUUACGGGCAUAAUUUAAUGCAAUGGACCACUGAUAAAGAACGCAUCCCUUUAUGGAUCGGUCAUGCAGAUAUAGACAGAGAUAUAUACAGUCACAUUUACUCGUUCAGCAAAAAUGCACUACAAAGGGAUCGCUACCGAAAACAGGAGUGCCCAUGUGACGUCGCUAUGGCCCAAUGGGACCCUUGGUUUUGGCAGAUCCGCCGCCAUGUGCGUCUGCCUGAUAGCAACGAUGUCGUCUGCGUGGACACGGUGUUGGGUCAAAGUUACAAACCAUAUGGAAAGUCAUGUUGUUAUUACCGUUCAACAUUGGCAUUCGUGGACACGAGGCCUUUUUCUGGUGGAUUUUACUUAUUACAUUCAUCAUUCUCACCACGUGAUCACGAGGCAAAUGACUUAAUCAUGAAGGAAAAAUGCUGUACGAAAUCAGACAACUGCGAUCUCUAUUACGAACUGCAUCCUACAGGCACAUGCUACACCGGGUCGCCGUACCACUUUGGUAACAGAUUUAAACUUAUUGUUAACUGAAACGGUGCUAAUUAGUGUGAAAAUCGUGAUUAUAUUGUCUGUCCGUGUACAAUGUCAAUUGACGGUUCUGGAAAUCGCGAAAUGUUCCACGUGUUAUCUCCACACUCAGACCAACCAGAGAAAAACGAUUGAUACUCGCUGAAACCGCUUCCGGCUGGCCCUUUCUUAGGCGUCAUCCGAUUAAAAACAUGUAAGUUAUAUGGUAGAUGUACCUGUUUGAACACUCAAUUUUGGCAUCGAAGCGAGAGAUCGUCGGCCAUCUCGUCUUAACUCUGACCACGUGAUUCCCUGCAUGGCUAAAGUGCUUUUAAAUAGCAAACUACUGUAGCCAUAUAAACCAGAUAUGGAGACUUCUGGUGCUCAUAAUAUAGUAAGCUAUUUCCGCUCUAGACGACAAAACGUUGUAUCAUGGUGUCAUAUUAAAAUCAAACUUCAACGCAUUUACGCCGUGUUUUAUUAUUUAUUUAGUAUAAUUUGUAUUGAAUAAAAUAAAAUUUAAUUAAAGUUAUACAAUAAUGUUUAUUUUUGUAUCACGCUAAAUUUAUCAUGUUAAUGCCCACAGUAUUCUUUGAAAAUUGUUAAAAAUGUAUUAAUACAAAAAGAAGUAUUUCUCUUAUUCCAUGUCAAACAAUGUGUUUUUUGUUUUCGCUAAAGUGGGUAUACACGAUUUGUAUAUGUGUGAAAUUGUAAUAUAUUGAUAAAAAUAUGUUACAAUAACACAAAAUAGGCAAGAAAAAUAAUUAUACAUCGAAGACGAAUUUCAUAAAAUGCAGCAGACAACUAAGCACAGGUUAAAGCCGAUGCCGACACUUUUACUCGUGUUUGUUAUGAAACAAAAUUGUGUCUUUGUGUCGUAUUAACGAAUC